Molecule: messenger RNA, 139 nt
Organism: Entrophospora candida
Lineage: Eukaryota; Fungi; Glomeromycota; Glomeromycetes; Entrophosporales; Entrophosporaceae
Source: the annotation of a GenBank genome assembly
AUGAGACGUUGGACUGAUGGUAAAAGUUGGUCUGCAAGUAGAAUCAAUGGAGGUUUUUUAACCUACAGAGAAUUAGAAUCAUCUAGCUCUUGUGGUAAUAAUAAUUCUCAUGAUUUAUCAAGCGAAGACACUGAUUCAA